Molecule: messenger RNA, 2182 nt
Organism: Capsicum annuum
Lineage: Eukaryota; Viridiplantae; Streptophyta; Magnoliopsida; Solanales; Solanaceae
Product: long chain base biosynthesis protein 1
Exons: 13
Coding region: 339-1799 (486 amino acids)
Biological process (GO): ceramide biosynthetic process; sphingosine biosynthetic process
Cellular component (GO): endoplasmic reticulum
Molecular function (GO): pyridoxal phosphate binding; serine C-palmitoyltransferase activity
Source: RefSeq, a predicted model, not a curated record
AAAAUAAAAAUGGGAGGACUGAAAAGUGAAAUAAUGAGAUAGUCAAGUUGCCAAGUUGUCCCCUUUGACAUGUCGAAAACUUCUGACCAGGGCGUUUCACUGCAAAUCAUGUUCAAGCUUUUAGUAUUUGUUUCUGGUUUGUAAUUGUCCCGUAAGAUGUUUUGCAUUACAGGAUCUCUCACACAUUUCCCGGUUCUUUCCGUCCUCUUCUUCAACUAAUAACUAAUAGUAAUAACGCCAAGCCGCCUUCCCUCUUCACCGCUUCCUUUCCCUUAUCUCAUCUCUGUGUUUCAAUAUUCGAUUAUUACAACAUCUCUUUGCUUCUUAAGGUUUAGAUAAUGGAUUCAACAGUGUCAAUACUUGCAAAUGUAGUGGGAGCUACCUCUGAUUGGGUGAAAUCAGUCUUUGAGUUUCAAUUCGCAAAAGCUGUGAUAUUUGAGGUCAACAUUGGAGGACAUCUAUUUGUGGAAGGUCUUCUCCUGGUGGUCAUCCUUUUCCUACUGUCUCAGAAGAGUUACAUACCACCUAAAAGACCAUUGACGAAGAAGGAAAUUGAUGAGUUAUGUGAAGAAUGGGCCCCAGAACCACUUAUCCCUUCCAUCACUGAUGAGAUGAAACACGAACCUCCAGUUUUGGAAAGUGCUGCAGGGCCUCAUACUAUAGUUAAUGGGAAAGACGUAGUGAACUUCGCUUCAGCAAACUACCUUGGAUUAUUAGGAAGUCAAGAAUUGCUUGAGACUUGCACUACAGCUUUAGAGAAGUAUGGUGUAGGUUCUUGUGGUCCCCGGGGAUUCUAUGGCACAAUUGAUGUCCACCUUGAUUGUGAGGCCAGAAUAGCAAAGUAUAUGGGAACUCCAGAUUCCAUUCUGUAUUCUUAUGGACUUUCUACGAUGUUCAGUGCAAUUCCAGCAUUUUGCAAAAAGGGAGAUGUUGUUGUUGCGGAUGAAGGUGUCCACUGGGGAAUUCAAAACGGCCUGCAGCUGUCUAGAAGUACCAUCAUAUAUUUUAAGCAUAACAAUAUGGAGUCCUUACGAAAUACUUUGGAGAAAGUUACCCAAGAAAACAAGCAAGCUAAGAAGCUACGGCGAUAUAUUGUUGUUGAAGCUGUGUAUCAGAAUUCUGGCAAAAUAGCUCCAUUAGGUGAAAUCAUCAAGCUGAAGGAAAAAUAUCGAUUCCGCGUGUUGUUGGAUGAGAGCAAUUCCAUUGGUGUGCUUGGCAGUUCUGGUAGAGGUCUAACUGAACAUUGUAAAGUUUCGGCUGACAAGAUAGAUAUAAUAACUGCGGCAAUGGGACAUGCAUUGGCCACAGAAGGUGGGUUUUGCACUGGGAAUGCUAGAGUCAUUGAUCACCAGCGUCUCAGUAGUUCUGGUUAUGUCUUCUCUGCUUCACUGCCUCCUUACUUAGCUAGUGCUGCAAUUAAGGCUAUUGAUAUUGUGGAAGAAAAAACUGAACUUCUUGUCAAACUGAGGCAAAAUAUUGCUAUGCUGACUAAAGGUCUAUCGGAUAUAAAAGGCUUAGAAAUAGUCAAUGAUCUGCUCUCCCCCAUUAUAUUCCUUACAUUAAAGAAGACCACUGGUUCUUCAAUGGGUGAUUUACAAGUGCUUGAAGAUAUAGCUGAUCAUGUCUUGAAGGAAGAUUCUGUCUUUAUUGUGACUUCAAAGAGAUCAACUCUUGAUAAAUGUAAGCUUCCUGUUGGAAUUAGAUUAUUUGUCUCAGCAGCUCAUUCAGAAUCUGAUCUGGCGAAAGCGAGCAAAUCCUUGAAACGAGCAGCAGCAUCACUAUUGCCAGUUCAGGAUUGAUAAAGAUUUACUGAUUUGCUCGUCGAAGAGGCCAGCGUCAAAGAAUCCGUCCUUCAUCAAUGUCUGUAUAUAUUGCAUUUGUUUUGCCCUUGCUGGUCUUUCAAUUUUCCACAUUAAAGCUAUCGAAGGAUCUAAAUAUUGUUGAGAUUGCACGAUCACAGUUGUUGAUUCACUACUAUAGAAAUUCUUUUGUCCAAGAUUUUGCUUUCAUGACCUAUUUCAUAAUUUGUUUAUAAUGGAAAGAAGAAGAGAAAGUGCAAGGUGGUUAGUAGUAGUUGAAUAUUUGAAUGUAUAGACAGUAUUUGUCUCUACUUUGUUGGAGUAAGAAUUAUGAAUUGAUUUUUGUUGAGUUGAAGAUAUAGAAAGUGGUGUUUGUGAUUCUA